AUGAAAUUAUCAUUUUGGCAAUUAUUACUAGUUCUAUUCAUAAUGAUGAAUUUUUGUCAAUGUCGAAAAUGGCCUAAUUCAAAAAAGAAUAAAAACGAGAUUUAUGAACGAUUAUACCAUGCCACAUAUCGAUCAUUAUCAUCAUUAUUACCUCCACGCUGUUCUCAAGUUUUAUUCGAUGAUAAUAAUACACAAUCUCAAUAUAUAUCUCCAAAAGGUUUAUCGGGUCGUGUUAUACCAGUUGGAACAUUUCCAAGCACAAUAUUAGCUCUUGAGUAUUUAUAUGGAAUUCUUUGUCCAAUACGAAAUUUACCACCACGAGAAAAUGCUAUUCAAUCAUUUGAUUUAGUACGAAUUGCUUAUGAUGAAAAAUAUUUGAUCACACACAUUGAAUUUAUAGCAUAUUUAGGUACUAAUAAUACACGAAUGACCUUUUUUACAGCUAUUGCUUUUGAUAAAAAUUAUAAAGUAUGUGGAUAUGAUGGACAAAUACGAAAUCCCGGAUUAACAUUAGAUCCACGUACAAAUGAACAACGUGAAGCAAAAAUAAAUACGAUAUGUACUGUUACACAAAGAUUCUGUACAGGAACAUUACAACAAUAUUCAAGUUUCAAUGAUUGUCAACAAUUUUUAAGAACACAAAUACCUUAUGGUACUUAUGAUAGAGCAGAUCAAGGAAAUGUUAUUUGCCGUUUUGUUCAUACAUAUUUUGUACCUUUAUUUCCAUCUAUACAUUGUCGACAUGUUGGUCCAAGUGGAGGAGAAGCAUGUACUGAUAAAACAAUCGACUUUUAUUAUAACCAACCAAAUUUUCUGGCUUGUGCUCAUAAACAAUAA
Molecule: messenger RNA, 837 nt
Organism: Rotaria sp. Silwood1
Lineage: Eukaryota; Metazoa; Rotifera; Eurotatoria; Philodinida; Philodinidae
Source: the annotation of a GenBank genome assembly